This is a messenger RNA of Penicillium chermesinum, 960 nucleotides long. RefSeq names its product d-3-phosphoglycerate dehydrogenase protein. NCBI's taxonomy places the organism in Eukaryota, Fungi, Ascomycota, Eurotiomycetes, Eurotiales, Aspergillaceae. Gene Ontology annotation, molecular function: NAD binding; oxidoreductase activity, acting on the CH-OH group of donors, NAD or NADP as acceptor. The record is from RefSeq and is a predicted model, not a curated record. Bases 1 to 960 code for a protein of 319 amino acids. The transcript has a single exon.
AUGUCUUCCAAAAAGGUCUUUGUUUUGGAUCCCUAUCAUAAGGAUGCCAUUGCACUACUUCAAUCAACACCCGGAAUACAAGUCGUCCUUCCUGAUAACCCUCAUAAAUCCGAGUGGCAUGACCAGGCCGAUGGCAUUAUUCUUCGUUCGGAGACUCGUCUGACUAAAGCUGAUUUCCAAGCUGCCUCGCGUCUACAAGUCGUGGUCAAACAAGGCGUGGGCGUUGACAAUAUCGACUUAGAAGCUGCGAAAGCCGCGAGUGUGGCUGUCUAUAACACACCAGGUCUGAACUCUGAGUCUGUAGCAGAGCUUUCCCUGGCCCUCGUCUUAUCUUUGACUCGUCGUGUGACCGAGAUUGAUCGACGAAUCCGCCAGGGCCAGCGUGUGAUUCGCAGCCAAACACUUGGUUUGAGCCUUUUCCAGAAGACCGUUGGAGUCGUGGGCAUGGGGAAUAUCGGUACCGUUGCAGCAAAGAAGUGGAUUGGUGCUUGCGAAUCAUCCAUUAUCUGCUAUGACCCGUACGCACUAAAGGAUGCCUGGCAAGGCAUCCCCCAUCGCCGAGUUCACGCCCUGGAAGAACUGCUCCGCGAAUCGGAUGUUGUUACUUUACAUGUCCCUCUAUUGCCAACCACGAGGCAUAUGAUUGGCGAGCGUGAAAUUGGCUUGUUGAAAGAAAGUGCAAUCCUGGUGAAUACUGCCCGUGGAGGGCUUGUAGAUGAAAAUGCGCUCCUGUUCGCACUUCAGAAGAAACGGAUCUGGGGCGCCGUCUUAGACGCAACAGAAUCGGAACCUCCAACGACGGACACGUAUGGGGAAUUCUUGAAGUUGGACAAUGUCAUUCUGACUCCUCAUGUCGGUUCUUCCACGAGGGAGAACCAGAGUAAUAGCGGUAAAACCGUUGUAAGGAGUUUACUGGCCGCCCUUGCUGGGGAAAAAGACGUCCCAGGAAAGCUUGUUUGA